This is a messenger RNA of Diorhabda sublineata, 1324 nucleotides long. RefSeq names its product cardioacceleratory peptide receptor-like (gene Ccapr1). Gene Ontology annotation, cellular component: membrane. The transcript is spliced from 9 exons. Gene Ontology annotation, biological process: G protein-coupled receptor signaling pathway. Lineage: Eukaryota; Metazoa; Arthropoda; Insecta; Coleoptera; Chrysomelidae. The coding region runs from base 116 to 1255 and encodes 379 amino acids. The record is from RefSeq and is a predicted model, not a curated record. Gene Ontology annotation, molecular function: vasopressin receptor activity.
GACAGUCGCUCUCCUUACUUCGUGUCCAUAAACCACCGAACGCGGAACGGUAAUAUAGGGUAUCACUUGUUUAAAAAUAAACGUACCGUUAAAAUUUUUUGGCGCUAUUCGAAAAAUGGAAUCUGUGAAAAAUGAACUAAAAAAUGAUACUAUGGUUUCUAAUGAAACGAGAAUUGAUCAGUUUUAUUUUUAUGAGGUAGAACAAUAUACAGUCCUGUGGUUGUUACUUAUUGUGAUAGUAGCUGGGAAUUUAGGAGUUAUCUAUACAUUGACCAUAGGUGGAGCAAGAAAAAGUAGAAUGAACUAUUUUAUUGCUCAUUUAGCAUUUGCAGAUCUUGCAGUUGGACUCAUAACUGUUUUGACAGAUUUAAUUUGGAGGAUAACAGUUAGUUGGUAUGCCGGAAAUAUUGCAUGCAAAAUAAUAAAAUUUCUUCAGGUCGUAGUCACAUAUGCAUCAACAUAUGUUUUGGUGGCCUUGAGUAUAGACAGAUACGAUGCGAUAAGGCAUCCGAUGAAGUUUUCUGGCAGUUGGAGAAGAGCGAAAUGUUUGAUAAUAGCUGCUUGGUUAGUUAGUGUUUUAUUCGCGAUACCAAUAUUAAUAUUAUAUGAAGAGAAAUCGAUUCAAGGACAAACUCAAUGUUGGCUAGAGUUCUCGGCACAAUGGAUGUGGAAACUUUAUAUGACUUUGGUUUCUAUAAGUCUAUUUUGUAUACCAGCUAUCAUCAUCUCAACUUGUUAUGCGAUUAUCAUAGUCACAAUUUGGACUAAGAGUACUACUACUUUCCAUAACUAUAAGAAUAAGACAAGUGGAGAAAAAUCAGGUUCGGACAACUUGCGGAGAGCCAGUUCAAGAGGAAUUAUACCGAAGGCAAAAAUCAAGACUAUUAAAAUUACUUUUGUGAUAGUAUCAGUUUUUAUUCUAUGCUGGAGUCCCUACAUGAUUUUUGAUCUUCUUCAAGUAUACGAACAGAUACCUCAGACUCAAACCAAUAUUGCGAUAGCAACAUUCGUACAAAGUUUAGCGCCGCUGAAUUCUGCAGCAAAUCCCAUUAUUUACUAUAUAUUUUCAACGCACUUUUGCCGAAGUAUAUGGAUAUUACCGCCGUGUAAAUGGAUAUGCAGGAAAAGGAAACGCAAACCUAGAGAUUCUACCAUUACUACGCAAAGCAGUAGUUUAUCAGAAUUUUUAACCAAUAAUCAUAAAAAAAGAAAUGGAACGAAUGUUCGCACUCAUACAGUAUUAAUAAAUGCCUAGAAAUCAAUAUUCUAUUUUGAAAAAUUAUAUGUCUAUUAAUGUUGUGUAAUAUAUGUUUUGAAAAUGAAA